Messenger RNA from Odobenus rosmarus divergens (Pacific walrus), 2421 nucleotides. It is a transcript of the gene HASPIN, whose product is annotated as germ cell associated 2 (haspin). Gene Ontology annotation, cellular component: cytoplasm; nucleus. The coding region runs from base 1 to 2307 and encodes 768 amino acids. NCBI's taxonomy places the organism in Eukaryota, Metazoa, Chordata, Mammalia, Carnivora, Odobenidae. Gene Ontology annotation, biological process: mitotic cell cycle; intracellular signal transduction; protein phosphorylation. The record is from RefSeq and is a predicted model, not a curated record. Gene Ontology annotation, molecular function: histone H3T3 kinase activity; ATP binding. The transcript has a single exon.
AUGGCGGCGUCACUCCAGCGACCGGGGAAUCGGCUCUUCCGAACGUACGGGGCUGUGGGCGGCAGGAGGCCGCGGCGGCGGCCGGACCGGGCAGCCGCGCAGUGGUUCCCGCCGCAAGAGCGGAAGCGUUUUUUCAGCAGCAGCAGUAGCAGCGACGCCAGCAGCGGCGGCCCCUCGCAGUCUAACGCUUCCGACGACCCCGACGACCCUGACUUCCUCGGCAUUCCGGUAGGUCAGCGGCGGAGGCGCCCUGGCGGUCGAGCCUCCAAGGACCGGCUGAGUCUGGUCGCGACGCCACGACGCCCCAGGCUGCGAGCUCGGCCUCCGCAGAAGUGCAGCACCCCCUGCGGCCCGCUCGGACCGCCGGCCUUCCCUAACGGCAACCCAGGCCGCCUCAGCCCGGACCUCAGCGCGUGCAGCCAGCCCGGGGACGGCGGCGAGCUGGGCACCAGUGCCUCCCUGUUCAGCAGUCUGGCCUCUCCCGGCCCCUCCGCCUCUCCGGAUGCGGCCUCCGAAGUUCCGGGCGGCUUCCACCUUCCAGUGGCCUCCCCGGGCCCAGCACCCCUCCACGGCUUCCAGGAGGCAGCAACAGGAGGAGGCAGGUUCACCAGGUUGGCCCAUCGAGCCCAUGCCAGUCUCAGGUCCGCUGUCUUUAGUUUUAUGGACUGUGGAAACCCUGAAGAUUAUGAGUUUGGGGCCGAUGGGAGGAAUAUGAGGGAGUCUUGCUGUGAAAGGAAACGGGCUGGGAAGAGGCUGGAGAGGCCAGGUUUAUCAAGCAUGGGUAAGAAGAGGGCCACAGACCAGGACUCCUGUCAAGAGAUCGGGUCUCCAGGGGCUGCCCAGAUGGACUACGAGGCAGAUGGCUGCAAGGGCUGUAUUGUACCUGGGGAAAUCAACGGGCUGGAGAGAACUAGGCCUAGGCGAAAAAGGAAACUUCAGGAAACAGUAGAAACCUCCCUUCUCCAUUACCACCAGUUUAAGAAGAGCCAAAAGAUGGGAAAAGAUUCAUUCCUAGCCCAGGACCUGGCUCAUUUACAGAAUGCCUGCUCUUGGACCAAAGCCAGGGCUUCCUUCAGUUUCCACAAGAAGAAGAUGGUGACUGCUGUGUCAGAAGUAUGUAGCAGCCACACCAUUGCCAGUUCUCUCUCUGAGUCCCUCAUAUCCGAAUAUUCAAACCCUCCCGUUAUGAACAGAACAAACAGUGCUCUAUCUCCUUGGCACUGCUCUUCCAUGUAUUUGCUAACCCCCUUAAAGACACUACAUGUCACAGACAAAAAGGCAUCUGACGCUGAAAAGGUUUAUGGGGAAUGCAAUCAGGAAGGUCCUAUCCCCUUUAGCUAUUGCCUUUCCACAGAAAAACUGGAGUGCUGUCAGAAGAUUGGGGAAGGGGUGUUUGGAGAAGUGUUUCAAACAGUUACUAAUCACACACCUGUUGCCCUAAAAAUCAUUGCUAUUGAAGGACCAGAUUUAGUCAAUGGAGCCCAUCAGAAAACUUUUGAGGAAAUUCUGCCUGAGAUCAUCAUCUCCAAAGAGUUGAGCCUCUUGUCUGAUGAGGUAUGCAACCGUACGGAAGGCUUUAUUGGUUUGAACUCCGUGCACUGUGUUCAAGGAUCUUACCCUCCCUUGCUCCUCAGAGCCUGGGACCAUUAUAACUCAACUAAGGGUUCUGCAAAUGACCGGCCUGACUUUUUUGAGGAAGACCAGCUCUUCAUUGUACUGGAAUUUGAGUUUGGAGGAAUUGACUUAGAGCAAAUGAGAACGAAGUUGUCCUCCAUGGCUACUGCAAAGAGCAUCCUGCACCAAAUCACAGCAUCCCUCGCAGUGGCAGAGGCAUCACUGCACUUUGAGCACCGAGACUUACACUGGGGGAACGUGCUCUUAAAGAAAACCAGCCUCAAAGAGCUCCACUACACCCUCAAUGGGAAGACAAGCACUAUCCCCACCCGGGGAGUGGAAGUCAAUAUCAUUGACUACACACUGUCACGGUUGGAGCGGGAUGGGAUUGUGGUGUUCUGUGACAUUUCCAUGGAUGAGGACCUAUUUACAGGUGAAGGUGACUACCAGUUUGAGAUCUACAGGCUAAUGAGGAAGGAGAACAACAACCGCUGGGGUGAAUAUCACCCUUAUAAUAAUGUGCUCUGGCUCCAUUACCUCACAGAUAAGAUUCUGAAACAGAUGACCUUCAAGAUUCAAUGUAACACCCCAGCCAUGAAACAAAUGAAGAGAAAGAUCCAGCAUUUCUAUAGGACAAUGCUGAACUUCAGCUCUGCCACUGACUUGCUUUGCCAACACAGUCUAUUUAAGUAAGCCAGAGGUGCCUUAUUGGCCCAAACUGAGAGGACACUGGUCUUCCAGCCCCUGAUGCUAUUUUCAGUCUCCAUCCCCAGAGCAGGGUGGAAUUCCCAUUCUAUAUGUUUCUAG